AUGUUGCCUGGGAACAGAGCCUUCAAGAGGAAAGCAUCCAGUCCAGAUGUUCUAGCAGCCGUUACUGAAUUCAUGGUAGCCAAAUACCCGUCAUCUCGACCCAUUGACCGUGCCCGUAUUAUAGGCGUUGGCGCCUUUAACUUCUGCUACCGUAUGGAGUUUAAUGAUGGGUUUGCUUCUCUUCUGCGCUUUGCAUCUCCGGGCCGAAGCUUGUUUCCAGAAGAGAAGACCGAAGCAGAGGUUGCUGUUAUGCGCUUCAUCAAGGAAAAUACCAGAAUUCCCGUCCCGACCAUCCUUGACUGGGGAAUGCAAGGCCCCUGUGAUAUGGGCCCGUAUAUCCUGAUGGAGUUUAUCAGUAGUUCAUCCAACCUGACGGCAAAGUUGAGGAAACCCGGAUUUGCUAGAGAGGACCGUCCUAUACUCGACCCUAACAUCGAUGAAUCAAAGUUAGAGCUCUUAUAUGGGCAGAUGGCAGAUAUCAUGCUUCAGCUGUCAAGGUGUUCCCAUAGCAAGAUAGGCUGCCUGAGUGCUGAGUCUGACGGCCAGACUAUCACAAAACGUCCCUUGACGAUGAAUAUGAACGAGCUCGUCCAACUCGGCGGUUACCCCAGGGCUGACCUACCGUCAUCCCCUUUUAUAUCCACAUCCGAUCAUUUUUACAGCCUCGCUAAAACUCAUUAUACACACCUAUCGACACAGCGCAACGAUGCUAUUCAGUCGGAGGAGGAUUGCCGCAACAAAUACACCAUCAGAAAGAUACUGCUCAAGCUCGCAGGGCAGUCAAAAUUCACGCAUGAGGAUGCUCUGGAUCGCCGCGAAUUCAGGCUUUUCUGUGACGACCUCCGGCCAACAAAUGUACUUAUUGACGAGAACUUCAAGGUCGUCGCUGUGAUUGACUGGGAAUUCACGUAUGCUGCACCCUCUGAAUUUACAUACAGUCCUCCAUGGUGGCUGCUUCUUGAAACACCAGAAGACUGGCCGUCAGGCAUAUUAGAUUGGGCCAAGACUUACGAUUCACGGCUCAAGAUCUUUCUACGAGCGAUGGCGUGUCAUGAAGAUAUCGCGAUCCAGGAGGGGCGGUUAUCCGACGGGGAGCGACUCUCUGAAAGGAUGUCUGAUAGCUGGAAGAGUGGUGAUUUCUGGGUUUACUACGGUUUACGGAAGAGCUGGGCUCUAGAUAUCGUCUGGCCCUUCAUUGACCAGGCGAUAUAUGGUGGAGAACAGACACACGAGCAGAGAGUAGCCUUGCUUGCGGAUAGAAUCAAAUUCACCGACAACGAGCGUAAGGAAAUGGACGCCUUCGUUCAACAAAAGCUAAGGCAAUCUGAGCCUGGAGCGCAAAGUAAUGUGCCCGGCACCUAA
Messenger RNA from Nannizzia gypsea CBS 118893, 1362 nucleotides. RefSeq lists its product as hypothetical. The transcript has a single exon. The record is from RefSeq and is a predicted model, not a curated record. Lineage: Eukaryota; Fungi; Ascomycota; Eurotiomycetes; Onygenales; Arthrodermataceae. The coding region runs from base 1 to 1362 and encodes 453 amino acids.